Messenger RNA from Peromyscus eremicus (cactus mouse), 6449 nucleotides. RefSeq names its product disco interacting protein 2 homolog A (gene Dip2a). Bases 72 to 4856 code for a protein of 1594 amino acids. Lineage: Eukaryota; Metazoa; Chordata; Mammalia; Rodentia; Cricetidae. The transcript has 39 exons. The record is from RefSeq and is a predicted model, not a curated record. Gene Ontology annotation, cellular component: cell surface.
CUGCUGCGGGCUGCGGGCAGCCGCUGCGGGUCUGCAGGCCCCGGGGGGUGGGAACGUCUCAGCCACUGGCCAUGGCCGACCGCGGAUGCCCUCUGGAGGCGGCGCCGCUGCCCGCCGAGGUGCUCGAGAGCCUGGCGGAGCUGGAGCUGGAGCUGUCGGAAGGUGACAUCACUCAGAAAGGCUAUGAGAAGAAAAGGGCGAAGCUGCUGGCUCGUUACAUCCCCCUCAUUCAAGGAGUAGACCCAUGUCUGCAAACUGAGAAUAGAAUUCCUGGGCCCUUGAUGACUGCAGCCACAUCUAAACCACAGAAGUCUCGGGCUACCAACUCAAGGGAUGAGCGCUUCCGGUCAGAUGUCCACACAGAAGCCGUGCAAGCAGCUUUGGCCAAAUACAAAGAGAGGAAGAUGCCCAUGCCUUCAAAAAGACGGUCUGUCCUUGUGCAUUCCUCUGUGGAAACCUAUACUCCUCCAGACACGUCAUCUGCCUCAGAAGAUGAGGGCUCUUUACGGCGACCUGGGCGACUCACCUCCGCUCUGCUCCAGAGCCAUUCCAGCAUCGAGCCCUGGCUCGACAGGGUCAUUCAGGGCUCGUCCACUUCAUCCUCUGCAUCCUCCACCUCAUCCCACCCGGGAGGGAGACCUGCCGCUGCUCCUAGUACCACCACUGCGCUUGCGGGCCUCACGGCCCACGCCCACAUAGAUCUGCACUCUGCCCCACCUGACGUUACCACUGGACUUGCGGAGCAUUCCCACUACGAGCGUCCACAGGUGGCGUCUGUGAGAGGUAUUCCCCGAGGGCAUGGCAGGAACGUGCUGGAAACCGCAGAUGGCGUGCCCGUGAACAGCAGAGUCUCCUCCAAAAUCCAGCAGCUGCUGAACACCCUGAAGAGGCCCAAGCGCCCUCCCCUGAAGGAGUUCUUUGUGGAUGAUUUUGAGGAGUUAUUGGAAGUUCAGCAACCAGAUCCAAAUCAGCCCAAGCCUGAGGGAGAUCAGAUGGCUGUGCUGAAGGGAGAGCCCCUGUCGGUGGGCACUUCUGGGCCGUCGUCUCUGCUGGCUGCACUGCAGCUCUGGGGCACCACACAGCCCAAAGCCCCCUGUCUGACUGCCUUGGAUACAGCGGGGAAAGCCACCUGCACCCUCACCUACGGCAAACUAUGGAGUCGGAGUUUAAAAUUAGCUUAUACUCUACUUAAUAAGCUGACUAGUAAGAAUGAACCUCUACUUAAACCUGGAGACAGAGUGGCCCUUGUGUUUCCAAAUAGUGAUCCUGUAAUGUUCAUGGUUGCAUUUUAUGGGUGUCUCCUGGCGGAGCUGGUUCCUGUCCCUAUAGAAGUUCCACUGACCAGAAAGGACGCAGGCAGCCAGCAGGUUGGGUUUCUCCUGGGCAGCUGUGGGGUGACCCUGGCCCUGACCACAGACGCUUGCCAGAAGGGCCUGCCCAAGGCACCAACAGGAGAGGUGGCAACUUUCAAAGGUUGGCCCCCCCUCGCAUGGCUGGUAAUUGAUGGGAAGCAUCUGACCAAGCCUCCCAAGGACUGGUACCCGCUGGCCCAGGACACGGGGUCCGGGACUGCCUACAUUGAAUAUAAAACCAGCAAAGAAGGCAGCACGGUAGGGGUCACCGUAUCCCAUUCGUCCCUGCUGGCACAGUGCCGGGCUCUCACUCAGGCCUGCGGGUACAUGGAAGCUGAAACAUUAACGAAUGUGCUGGACUUCAAAAGGGAUGCUGGUUUGUGGCAUGGAGUCUUAACAAGUGUCAUGAAUAGGAUGCAUGUCGUCAGCAUCCCAUAUGCACUGAUGAAGGUCAACCCACUCUCCUGGAUUCAGAAAGUGUGCUCCUAUAAAGCCCGGGCUGCCCUGGUGAAGUCCCGAGAUAUGCACUGGUCUCUCUUGGCACAGCGAGGUCAGAGGGAUGUCUGUCUGAGCUCUCUGCGCAUGCUGAUUGUGGCUGAUGGCGCUAACCCAUGGUCCAUAUCUUCCUGUGAUGCCUUCCUCAACGUCUUCCAGUCCAGAGGUCUGAGACCAGAGGUCAUUUGUCCCUGUGCCAGUUCUCCCGAGGCGCUAACAGUAGCCAUCCGCAGGCCCCCAGAUCUGGGAGGACCUCCUCCAAGAAAAGCCGUCCUGUCAAUGAAUGGCCUGAGCUACGGUGUGAUCAGAGUGGACACUGAGGAGAAGCUGUCAGUCCUCACUGUACAGGAUGUCGGCCAGGUGAUGCCUGGAGAGGUCGGGUGCUAUGUCUCAUACCCAGUCACCCUCAACAUCAGUGUUCGCCUCUUCUGCCAGAGGCAGUUCUCAGCCUUCCACUCCAAUAGCCACAUCUACUUUGGCAGUGCUUUGGAAGUGUCCAUGAUCCAGACUGUGGUCCAAAUACUGUCCCAGUCACUGCGGAUGGAGUCCCCGUGUCUGACCGGCCUUUCACCAGGACGGGCCUUCUGGAUUUAUUGGGCCUGUGAGUAUGACCACCCGUACCCGUCCAUGGGCAGAGGUGUUGGUGGAGAAAAGGAACACUUCAUUGCAGAUGUGCUCUUGUCCCUGGACAACCUGGUCUUCGUCGUGGGCAAGCUGGACGGGCUGAUGGUUGUAGGAGUACGCAGACAUAAUGCAGAUGACAUUGUAGCUACUGCCCUGGCUGUGGAGCCCAUGAAGUUUGUCUACAGAGGCAGGAUCGCUGUGUUCUCCGUGACUGUGCUGCACGAUGACCGGAUUGUCUUGGUGGCUGAACAGCGGCCUGAUGCUUCCGAGGAAGACAGCUUCCAGUGGAUGAGCCGUGUGCUACAGGCCAUCGAUAGCAUCCACCAGGUGGGUGUGUACUGUUUGGCCCUGGUACCUGCCAACACCUUGCCCAAGGCUCCUCUUGGAGGAAUUCACAUUUCCGAAACCAAGCAGCGCUUUCUGGAAGGGAUGCUACACCCCUGUAACGUGUUGAUGUGCCCUCACACCUGUGUUACCAACCUUCCCAAGCCUCGCCAGAAGCAGCCAGAAGUUGGACCAGCCUCAAUGAUUGUUGGGAAUCUAGUUGCUGGAAAAAGGAUUGCGCAGGCCUCUGGGAGAGAGCUGGCCCACCUGGAGGACAGUGACCAGGCCCGGAAGUUCCUGUUCCUGGCGGAUGUGCUGCAGUGGCGAGCUCAUACCACUCCCGACCACCCACUCUUCUUGUUGCUGAAUGCCAAGGGCACAGUCACCAGCACUGCCACCUGUAUCCAGCUGCACAAAAGGGCUGAGAGAGUGGCCGCGGCUCUGAUGGAGAAGGGGCGCCUGGAUGCUGGGGACCACGUGGCUUUAGUCUAUCCCCCAGGGGUUGAUCUUAUCGCUGCAUUCUAUGGCUGCCUGUACUGUGGCUGUGUGCCUGUCACUGUGCGACCCCCACACCCCCAGAACCUUGGCACCACGUUGCCCACUGUGAAGAUGAUUGUAGAGGUCAGCAAAUCUGCGUGUGUCCUUAGCACGCAGGCCAUUACACGGCUGCUCAGGUCCAAAGAAGCGGCUGCCGCUGUAGAUGUCAGGACCUGGCCCACCAUCCUAGAUACAGACGACAUUCCAAAAAAGAAGGUCGCUAGCAUUUUCAGACCACCCUCCCCAGAUGUGCUUGCGUACUUGGACUUCAGUGUGUCGACUACAGGGAUCUUAGCUGGAGUAAAGAUGUCACAUGCAGCCACAAGUGCCUUGUGCCGCUCCAUAAAGCUUCAGUGUGAGCUGUACCCCUCACGGCAGAUUGCCAUCUGCCUGGACCCUUACUGUGGCCUUGGCUUUGCACUGUGGUGUCUGUGCAGCGUCUAUUCUGGACACCAGUCAGUGCUCGUCCCCCCACUGGAGCUGGAGAGCAACGUGUCCCUCUGGCUAUCUGCUGUCAGCCAGUACAAGGCCCGUGUUACCUUCUGUUCCUACUCAGUGAUGGAGAUGUGCACCAAGGGUCUAGGUGCACAGACCGGUGCCCUUAGGAUGAAGGGGGUGAACCUGUCCUGUGUGCGCACGUGCAUGGUCGUGGCUGAGGAGCGGCCCCGGAUCUCAUUGACACAGUCCUUUUCCAAGCUGUUCAAAGACCUGGGCCUCCCUGCACGCGCUGUGAGCACCACCUUUGGGUGCAGGGUCAAUGUGGCCAUCUGUCUCCAGGGCACAACAGGCCCAGAUCCCACGACUGUCUAUGUGGACAUGCGGGCACUGCGUCAUGACAGAGUUCGUUUGGUGGAACGGGGUUCUCCGCAUAGCCUGCCGUUGAUGGAGUCUGGAAAGAUCCUCCCAGGAGUGAAAGUCAUCAUUGCACAUACUGAGACCAAAGGGCCCCUCGGAGACUCACAUCUAGGUGAGAUCUGGGUGAGCAGUCCCCACAAUGCCACUGGGUAUUACACGGUCUAUGGGGAGGAGACACUUCAUGCUGACCACUUCAGUGCCCGGCUGAGCUUUGGAGAUACCCAGACGAUUUGGGCAAGGACUGGCUACCUUGGCUUUCUUCGCAGGACAGAGCUGACUGAUGCCAGUGGAGAGCGACAUGAUGCGCUGUAUGUUGUUGGGUCUCUGGAUGAAACUCUAGAACUGAGAGGCAUGCGGUACCACCCCAUCGACAUAGAAACCUCUGUGAUCCGUGCACACAGGAGCAUUGCAGAAUGUGCUGUGUUUACCUGGACCAAUCUGCUGGUGGUAGUGGUGGAGCUGGACGGUCUGGAGCAGGAUGCCCUGGACCUAGUAGCACUGGUGACCAAUGUCGUGCUGGAGGAACACUACCUUGUGGUGGGUGUGGUGGUCAUCGUAGAUCCUGGAGUGAUCCCCAUCAACUCUCGGGGUGAGAAGCAACGCAUGCACCUGCGUGAUGGCUUCCUGGCUGACCAGCUGGACCCCAUCUAUGUGGCCUACAAUAUGUGAGUGUGGCUGGACAGAGCUGGGAGUAUGACCCAGCAGAGGUGUAAGGCCAAGAUGCGCUGCACUGUUGAUGCCCUGGGAGAAGGGAUUUCAGGCUUCAUCAGUUCACUCCUGCGUGUGCUUUUCAGAUCCUCUCAACAGCGUCCUGACUGUCAUGUUAGAACAUAUCUGAGUCAACUAAAGAAAUGUUCUGGGUCUGCCAAGUAUAUUUACCAAAACGUGGGUGACUGGGAAGGGAAGGAAAGGCCUGGUGUUAUGCUGUGGACAUUGCCAAAACCAUGGCUGUUCUCUGCUAUACUGCGAGCUUGCACUUUCUUACUCUAAAAAUAUUCCUGAUUUCUAAAUAUAUAAUUUCCUGAUUAUUUAUUCCCAUUUGUAAUAACAAGCAUAUAUGUAAAGUCUAUGCUGGAGAGAACUUUUGAGCCAAGCCUGCCUAGGAAGGCUGACAAAAGGAGCAGCCCCGCUCUCCGCAGCCCCAGACGCCACUGAGCCGCACAGCUUCCUUUGCCAGUUUGAUUAUUGGAGCAGAUGUGCCUGGCUGUCUGCGUGUGUUGUCGCUAAUGCUCAGUAAGUGCCAUUUGGACUGUUUAGUUAGAUCUACUUCAGAAACAUAAGCCAGCCUUUAAUUUAAAAUCACUUUCCUAGCCUAAACUAAGUGACAUUUACAUUGCAAGUUCUCAUGACAUCACAAUAUUAAUUCUUCUCAUGAAUUAUACUGAAUUAUUUUUAUGAACAGAUCUGGAAGCAUGAGUGGCAACCUAAGGUCGUACCCAUGUGCUAGCUGGGUCUCUUACACACUUGAGUUGCCAUGGGAACCUGGCUGUCUGGGAUGGACAUCGCUGUAGCCUCUUGGCUUUGCAUUUGAGUUAUGUGCCUAUAAAAAUUUGGCCAAACCAUUUUUAGUUAUUUUAUUCAAACUUGAAAUCCAAGUGAUCUAAUAUUGUACUUAAGUCAGAGAAGAGAAUGUAAAAUCCUUUAGAUACAUCUAAGAAUUUGAAGUCCAGCAUGAAUCUAAGAUUAUUUUUAUAUGACUAAUCAAAGAUUAAUGUUAUCAAGUUGUUGGGGUUUAGGGACUUUCAAGGGUAGAGAAGUUUAUGAAUCAUACCUGCUUCACUGAAACAGCUAGGUUUUUCUAGAGUUAGCCUGGAUUUGUGCUUCAAUGAGUCCAGCUAACUGGUCCUCCUCUCGCAUCUCACUCUUGGAAAGCACUGUGUGCAAUAGUCCUUUGUCCUCAUGGUAUCAGACUGUGGUGUAGUAUGUGCAAACAUACUGGAAUUUUAAUAAUCCUCUUAUAAUUGUGUACAGAAUCCAUGUAACUUAUUACUUGGCAUCAGAGGUUUAGCAACAGACUGAAGAAGGUUCACAGUAAAUGACUGAGCAGCGAACAGACUACCUAUCCACAGUCUCAAUGUUGUAGUUUUAUAGUAAACAGCGCUUGUAAACUUUUUGUAUUAAAAACUCAGUGGCAGUAAGAACGUAUCUGGUAAGUUAAGAUUUUAAGAAUUGUAUUAAAAUGUUUUAAAGUUACUCUCUGGGAAUUCUGUAUAUCACACUAAUUUUUUAUAUCAUGUUAAUAAAAGCUAUUGACUUUGUAAA